Kickxella alabastrina is the source of this 1183-nucleotide messenger RNA. RefSeq names its product autophagy-related protein 27. The record is from RefSeq and is a predicted model, not a curated record. The coding region runs from base 108 to 974 and encodes 288 amino acids. The transcript has a single exon. Lineage: Eukaryota; Fungi; Kickxellomycota; Kickxellomycetes; Kickxellales; Kickxellaceae.
GCGAUUAUCCAUCCGUUUAUUUAUUUCUUGUUUCUCUCUGCAAUUCUAGAUUUUGGCAUCAUCUUUUUAUUUCUUCAUUUUCAUUUCAUUUCAUUUUUAAAAAAGCAAUGCGCCCGUUCUUCACACUGGCCAUUUUGGCCUCAGCCGCCAUACACGUCACAUCGGCAGCUUUCGACUGUAAAAAGGCGCAGAUAGCCGGUUUCGCCUACGACCUCAGUGCGCUUGCUCGAGAUACAAUCCUCGAGAGAAACGCAACAACAGCGCCGACCAUCACAAACACCAAAUACGUGAUCAACCCCUGUGCACCACUCCAAUCCUCCCCCGACUCUGUGCCCAAAAUCGACCAAUGCCCAGAGAAUGCCUGGGUGUGCCGGUCAGUGACAAACUACAAGGACAAGGAGGGCGCGCGUUUGACCGAGGUCAACUCUGUCGGCGGCAAGUCUAAAUCAGACGAGCCGACUCUGCAGGCUACGACGUCGGGUAGCGAUAGACCCGCUGAGUUUCAUUGGAAAAUGAGUGGCGCCGAGGUCGACGGCGUCAAGUGGUCGACGGAUAUCAAAUUUGUUUGCAAUAAGGGGGCGAAAAACGAGGAUUCGCCAAAGCUGGUGGCGUUCAAGGAUGGGUUGCUUGAGCUCGAGUGGUCGGUGCCCGCCGCAUGUGCCCUGGGCGAUGAUGGCAAGGACAAGGGGCCCGAGGACGACAACAAGGAUGGUGAUAAGGGCGGAGACAAGGACGGUGAGGAGACCAGUGGUGGUGGGUUCUUUUCAACUGUAUUUUCGCUGUUCAUCUCUGGACUUGUCUUGUACUUGGUGCUGGGCGUCAUGUACAACUACUUGGUUGUGCGGGCUACUGGCAUGGACGUGAUCCCCAAUCUCGCCUUUUGGCGCGAGUUCCCUUACUUGUGCACUGAUUUUGCUCAGCACAUCUGGGACACUGUCAGCGGACGUCGCCAUGGCGGGUACUCGGUCGUCUAAGCGAACGCGUGGGUUUCUGUUUUUAGUCGUGACAUCAUUUCCCUUUUGUCUUUGGUCAGAAAGAAUGAACAAAAACUAAAGUUUGGGUUGGGUUGGGGAAAGGGAAAAUCCCUUGCAUGCCUAUUUUCCCUCAGAAAAGUCCCUUGCAUGAUUUCUACUCCAGAAAAACAAGUGCCAAUUCGUUGUUUUCUUUCUUUUACAAGCUCAUA